AUGAGUUCUACUGUAUCAUCAAAAAUUAUCGGUGAUAAUCGUUUACUUAAUACACGAAGAUCAAGAUUAAUCGACAAUAGACGGUUUCGUUUGGCACCAAUAUGGCCCGAAUGGAAUGAAGCAGAGAUAAAUGUUGAAUCAUGGGAUGCUGGAAAUGUAAAGAAAAAAGAUAUAGUUGUAGUUAGAGCUCGUCCUGAUUUAAAAACAAAUAUUUCAGUGUCUGCACAUGGUUUUGAAGAUCCUGAAGGUAAAGUUGAGCUUCCUCCAUCAUUCAAAGUAGAACAAUGGAAACGGCCAAUCGAGUUUUUGGUAGCCGAUAAGUCUCCAGUAAUUGUUGAUCCUGAUGUUGGCAUUCAAAAUUUGGAUUUAGUUACACCAAAUGAACAUUUACAUCAUAGUGAAACAAUGCGCAAAAUUAUUAGUGAAAUUACAGCUCUGUGGGAUAUUUGUCGAAAAGAACGAAAAAAUAUUAGUACAACAACAUAUAAUGUUCAUGAAUUUAAUAUAACUGAAAGAACAUGGCGUCCUUGGGAACAUAUAUAUGCAUUGAAUAAAGUAUCUAAACAACCGUUUAUUACUCCGUACAAUCCUUCUGGCAAAUAUAUCGUUCGACUUUUCUUUUUGGGUACUUGGCGUAAGAUUAUUAUUGAUGAUACUAUUCCAUUUGAUUCUAAAAAUCGAUGUCUUCUACCACAAACAUCAUUAUCAUAUGAACUUUGGCCAAUGCUUUUAUCAAAAGCUUUAUUAAAAAUAAUUUCUCUUGAUUUCAAUGCAUCAAAUGAUUUUCCUGAAUCUAAUGAAGCCUCAGUUAUUCAUUCACUUACUGGUUGGAUACCAGAACCUAUUCCUCUUAAAUAUACUCAUGCUGGAAAAGUAUGGGAUUUUCUUCGUUAUGAUCGUUCUAAUCAAUACGUUGGUGUAAAUGACAAUGUAAUAAAUAAAAACGUAUCAUCUUUUGGACCUAUACCAUUAUUCAAAUGGCCUGAUUCAAAAGUUCAUCUACAGGAAGAAACAAUAUCAAUGAAUGGAAAUGAUCCAUCAGAUCAUUUCGAUGAUAAAAAGCUAGAAGAUAAAAAUUUAAAAAUACGAGGAUCAUCUCUUACUCUAACUACUUCAAAAGAUCCGACAGUAAUUAAAUCGAUUAAUUACAAAGAAAAUCGAGCAGGUCCAAUAGAAGAUUCUGGAUUUUUUAUCGAUGAUCAAAUGAUUCCUGAAGCACCAAAAAUGAUUGUUUUCGCUACUAUACCUCACUUACAACCAACACGUAUUAGUUCAUAUAGUGAAACAGCUGAUAGAAGUGAACGAUUAAGACGUUAUAAUUUAAAUGAUACAUUUUCAACAUCAGUGCUACUAACGUCUAUUCGAGAUAUUCCAUUGGAACCACCGCCCCCACCGGAAUAUGUACCUCCUUGGAAACUUAUUCGACCAAAAAAACCUAUCGUAUUACCUCAUGCUGAACCUAUAAUUCCACAUGAAUCUAAACCUGAACGUUGGAUUGAAAUUACUUCACCUUAUAUAAAUUAUUCAAUAGCAAGUGCUCUUAAUAUAAAAACAACAACUCAGUCUCAUCCGAUUGAUCAUAAUAUUACAAUCGUCAAUACAUCUUCACAUUUACAUCGUACCGCGAAACAUUUAGCUGUACCUGGUCAAUCAAAUAUUAUUGAAAUAGAUGAAGAUAUUGAAAAUGAAAAACUAAAACCCGAACAAACCAUGGAAUUCGUUAGAAGUACAACAAAUAUAAGUUCAACAUCAAUAAGGAAAGAGUCACAUGUAAUUGACACUCACGACAAAUCUGAUGAUUCGGUACGUAGUACAGGAAGCAAACACAAAUACGAAAUACCAAUUGAUAAAAUUAAAACUCCUCGAAAAUCUGCUGCAAGUGGUAUAAAAAUACCAUCUGAUACUGUAUCAGCGAAAAGCAAAGGCGGUGAAAAUGAACAAAUUACAAUGCCAAUCGACGUACAAUCGACAGGAAACAAUAAUGAACAACAAAAUUAUUCAUUAAGUAAUCUAAAAUCAAUAAAAAAACCAUAUAAAACACCGAAAAUAUGGAUGGAUUUUGAUGAUUUUUGUGCUUGUUUUACUUCAAUUAUUGUUUUCCAUAAUCCUCGUGGUUAUCACUAUGCACAUAAGCACACAGAAAUAAAAUUUGCUCCAUAUCAACAACCAGUGAUUACUUCUCUAAAAGAAAAGAAAAAAGAACCUAAUCAAUCAACUGUUCAAAUACCAAAUCUACAAGAUGAUAAACCUUCAUUAUAUUUAUUUGUUGAUAGUACACGUGAAAUAUUAGAUAAAAAUAUUCAGCUAAUUAUUAGUUUAACAUGUUUGUCACGAUGGUAUGAUACUGUACUACCUGAAUUUGUUGGAUUGAAUGAAAAAAGUUUUCGUAAUACAAAUUUAUUCACUGAAAAAACUUCAAUUGAUGUUAAUCAAGCAAGAAACUCAGUAUCACAAAAAGAGAUUCUUCCACAAGCAGGUUCACUUAUAGCUGAGUUGUAUUCAUGGAAAUCACUUAGAAUGGGACAACCUAUUCUUCGUCUUCAUACAACAGCAACGAAAGCUGCUUUACUAACAUUAUCACCUGGUCGUCAUGUAUUAAAACUUACUGAUACAUGUCCAUUUGCUUGUAACGUGCAAAUAUUAUCUGAUACAAAUGAUUUUAUGCUUGCUGAUGAAGAUCAAUUAUUAAAUAAAAUUACUGUUAUGCCUGAAGAUGCUGAUUUUAUACUACGAGCUGAAGAAUUAUUUCUAGCACUAGAUGAUUCUAUACAAAAUUUUCAUUUGAUUGGUCAACAAGAAAAUAAAUUAUAUGAUCUUCUUAGUUUAUAUUGUGAAAAUGCACCAAAAUCACUUGAUCUUACUAUUCAAACAUGUUUUAAUAUAUUUAAUCAAGCAUUAUAUUCCACUUUACGAACCGUUCUUUCUGUAUCUGGAUCAGGAAUUAGUGUAGAUACACAAUUUGCUUGGCGAUGUUUUACGAAUGAUCUUGCAACACCAGAUAUUUUGUCUGCUUAUGAAACAAAACGUCCAAUUGUUAGAAGUCUCAGCCGUCAUUCAGCACGAACUGCUGGAAAUUCUUCUGCAAGUACAGGAACACCUACUACAAGUAAAAGAAGUACUGGAGGACGAGAGAAAAAUGUAGACGAUAGGUCUAGUUCAAAACAACAAUUUUCAUUGACGAAUUCACCAUCAACAUCAGAUAUACAAGAAGAAGCUUUGUCUGAUUUGUUAACACAUGAAUUAAACGAAAGUGAAAUAGCAGCUAUUACGAAUAUUCAAAAAAGUAUUCGAGGAUUUUUACAACGUCGUAUUGCACUUGCUCGUACAUCUGGUACGGAAAAAAAUUUAUUUAUUCAACAAAUAUUACAAUCAAGCAUGUCGUUACUUAAAGUUGAUCAAAAUAAAUCAGCUUUACUUCUUUUUAAAUAUUUCAUAUCAAUCAAACCAGAAUUAGCUCGAUGUUUUACAUUUGGUGAUGAUGAUUGGAAUAUGGUCACAUAUCGAGAUUAUAAUGGAAUAUAUCAAGAACAAUCAGCAAAUAAGUGGUUUGUUUUAUUUCGAGAAAUUUUUUAUAUUAAUGAAGAGUGUUUCAUCGCUGCUAAAUUUCUUUCACAUUUACCAAACACACUUUUACGUGUAAUCAAUAAUGAUACAUAUAAUGAAAUGCCAUUGGUAUUCAAUCGAUUACGACCAGGAAUCUUUACUAAAAAUAAAAAUGGUUACACAUUUUUUGCUGAAGGAAUAUCGCUUGAUCAAUCAAUACCAAGUGAUCGUUUUCGUCUUCGUUUAAUAACAUCAUAUACACAGUUACCUGAAAUGCGUACUGAUCAAAUAACAUCAUCAUUUAUUACAAAAGAUAUUACAGAUUAUUAUAUUCCAAAUAAAGACCAAAUUAUAUGCAGAUAUCACAUUAUUACUUCUGAUAAUAUUAAUCAAACUGGUCUAAAUUAUCAUUUAGCUAGUAUUCAUUUUAGUACAUCAAAGUCGGAUGUUUUAAUGCGUUUAACGGUCUUAGAUAAUAACGAAGAAAUAGUUAGUGUUGAAGGAAAAGGAUGUGUUGUUUUACCUGCAGUACUUUUUAUGCGUACAAUUACCAAUGUAGUACAACCGCCACCUGUAUCAAAGCCAAACUCAAGAACGACAGGAGGAUCACGUAAAAAAGAUUUAAACAAUACUCAUCAAGGAAAUGUUGCUGAUUUAACAACAAUAAAUAGCGCCCGAUCAGACAAAGAUAGAAUUGGGAAUGGAAUGAGAAAUUUACAUAAAUAUAUUAUUCAAGUAACACUUCUUCGUAAGUCCUGGCCAUUAACUGCAAAUCAAUUGCAAUUUGUUGAACAACUUAAAGAACAAGAAAAAAAUGAAUUAAAAGUUUUUAAUCGACAAUUAUCAGCAAAUAAAAUUGAUCGACCAAUUAGCGAAUCAACAAGUAGCAAACGAACAGGACAAACAAGUUCUACCGCAUCGACAACAAGCAGUCGAACAAAAAGUAGUACUGCUGGAAGUGGUAGAACUAGUACGCCAUCAUUAAGUCGACCGAAAUCGUUAAAAGAAAAUAUAGAAACAACGAUUGAUACAAGUAAACCUCAUUGGAUAUUACGAAUAGUAUCCGAUGCAGAUAAAGCUGAUGAAUUAACAAUUAAAAAAGACACUGAACGAAAUGAAGAAUUAAUGAAUAUAAAAAAAGCAUGGGAAACAUUACAAGUUGGUCGAGCUGAAAAAGCAAUGGAAUCGAGACAAAAAUUCCUUGAUUCUUCACAAUUAAAAGUUGACGAAGUUUCAUUAGUUGAAACAACUGAUGAUACAACAAAUGUUUCAGAAAUUCGUACUGAUGAAGAAACAACUAGUACAAUUAAUUCUUCAAUUUUAGGACAACAACAAAUUAUCAAACAAACUCCAACAACAAAGAAAAGCUUUUUAUUCAUGAAAAAAGGAUCCGUUAAAGAAGAAACUAUGAAAAAAACUGAAUUAAUUUCACCAUCUCUUUCAUCAUCACCACAAAUCGAUGAACCUCUUCUAGAUGAACCACCACCAAGCAAGCCUAAAAUUAUUUUAACACCAUUAGAUUUAAAACCUUUUCUCAAACAAAAACUGCUUUCUGAUGAGCCAAUUAUAUCUGAUUCAUUAUUUGAACAAGAAGAUUUACAACAUCGUCAAAAUAAUUUCACUGAAUAUUCGAAACAUGCUGAUGAAAUUCGUCAACUUCGUCAAGAAGAUCAAAAUAAUCGAUAUAAAGAAAAACUUCGUCAAUUAGACGAAUAUGUUAGUUUGCAAGCUAAAACUGAUCAAAUUCGUCGAACAAUUAAUGAACCACGUGAAGCAUUUCGACAACGAUUUCUUGAAAUUGAACGUAUACGUCUACAAGAAGUAGCUGCUCAAGAAAAAAAAUUAUUGGAUGAAGAAAAAGCAAGAUUAGCAGCUAUGAUUAAACCAGUUAGAAAAAAAACUUCACCUGGAAAAAAGAAAAAGAAAUAA
Rotaria sp. Silwood1 is the source of this 5472-nucleotide messenger RNA. Lineage: Eukaryota; Metazoa; Rotifera; Eurotatoria; Philodinida; Philodinidae. The record is from the annotation of a GenBank genome assembly.